Messenger RNA from Setaria italica (foxtail millet), 1261 nucleotides. Its product is annotated as wiskott-Aldrich syndrome protein family member 1. Lineage: Eukaryota; Viridiplantae; Streptophyta; Magnoliopsida; Poales; Poaceae. The transcript is spliced from 2 exons. The record is from RefSeq and is a predicted model, not a curated record. Bases 59 to 820 code for a protein of 253 amino acids.
GCCGAGCGAAAAAUCAACUCCACUUAACAGCAGCGCAGAAGCGCCCGCGGUCGCAGCCAUGGACCGCCCCCAGAGGCUAGAGCUCCCAUCGCCGUCGCCGCCGCCGCCGCUGCCGUCCCCGCCGGUGGCCGCCGUGUCGGCCCCGGCCUCGCCGUACUCCGUGCUCCACCCGCUCCUGCUCCCCUCCCCGAACCCACACCUCCUCCUCAAGCCCAAGACGCUGACCCACUCCCUCUCCUCCUCCUCCCUCACCUCCAUGGCCUCCUCCUCGCCGCCCGCCCCCGAUGCCUGGGAGUUCAUCACCCCAACGUCCCCAUCCGUCGCCCACGUGGACGGCGGGCUUGAUGAUUGCGCCAUCUUCCCGCCGCGCCUCCACGAAGGCCUGGGCCUGGAGGCGGAGCCCGAGGAGGCGGUGGCGCCGGCGGCGGCGAAGGAGGUGGAGGAGGAGGAGGAAGAGGACGAGGGCGAGGAGGAGGAGGAUGGAGAGUGGCUGUGGGGUGCGUGGGCGAGGUGGGAGAGGUGCCGCUUGGCGGCGAGGCGCGCUUGGGCGACCGGUGUCGGGGCGGUCCAGGAGCGGGUGCUCGUGCACAGCGCCUGCGGGUGCCCAUCGGUGAGGCCCGCCGUGUGGUCAGCUGCGGCGGCGGUUGCUGUGGUUGGGGCACUUCUGUACGCCCGGCGGCGGGAUAGAAAGGAACGGGACCUGCUCGUGCUUCUCUCCAAGGAGAAGGAUAAGAGGAUAGCACAACUACUGCAUCAAAUUGCUUUAAUGAGUGACAUCAGAAGCGGCAGUGAAGCAGUUAAGAUUAUCAGGAACUCCUAAUCAUUUUCACUGUUGGAAAAGGUUCGGUUGCUAUGUUGUAGCGAAUCGAUUAGGUAAUUAGAGGAUCAGACCGGUUAGCGUGCAGGAUCGCACUUGUAGCUAAACAAAGAUUGAACUUCUAACAGGUGUGAUGUUUACUUAUUAUAGAUGCUGAAACCAGCAAGGCUGCAACCCAAUCCGAAGCAAUCAAUAGUUCAACACUUCACCUCUGUUUGUUCUUAAAGUAUGUAUAUAGCUGAGUGAUGAUUUGGUAAGUUGUAGAUAUGUUGACAUUGUAUUGACUUACUGAUAUUGACGACCCUGGACAUCAUUCUGUAUAUGUAAUUUCCAUUUUUUCUAUUAUUGUGAUCUUGAUCGUCCACUGAACUUUAAUAUUGAUAACCGUGGACUCAGUUCUGUAUAUGAUUGGCUCCCAAAUCGCAAUUAUAGUUAAUAUUAUUA